Molecule: messenger RNA, 3756 nt
Organism: Psammomys obesus (fat sand rat)
Lineage: Eukaryota; Metazoa; Chordata; Mammalia; Rodentia; Muridae
Gene: Tmem229b
Product: transmembrane protein 229B
Exons: 4
Coding region: 434-937 (167 amino acids)
Source: RefSeq, a predicted model, not a curated record
GUUGGGGCUGGCUGGGUAGCGAGCCGCAGAUUGGAUGUGGCGUGCACCCCGCGGCCCUCUGGAAAGGACAGAGGGGGGCGCCAGACUGGAUGAAAACUGGAGAGCCAAGUCUUGGGAGUGAGAACCACAGACACCCCUGGCUUUGCUGGUGGAGAAGGAGUCUUGUCAAAACGACCCUAUUGCCUUCUCUUCCGCGUGCAUGAAGGAACUGGGUGAUUGGGCAUUCUUUUUCAGAGACACAUGAAAGCCGCCCUCCAACCAGCCAAGAAUUAGCUGAGCCCUGGCGUGAAUGUUUGUCCCCGUUGGUGAGAAUGGCAUCAAGGUCCAGUCUGCUAGCAAGACAAGGUUAAACCGGGACACAGCUGCACGGCGAUCCUGAUGUCUGUUCCCGGCCACACAGUCAAGGCUGUGAAAAGAGGCCCCAGUUGGUACCAUGGCUUCUGCCGAGCCCCUGACAGCGCUGUCCCGCUGGUACCUCUACGCCAUCCAUGGCUACUUCUGCGAGGUGAUGUUCACGGCCGCCUGGGAGUUCGUGGUGAAUUUUAACUGGAAGUUCCCGGGGGUCACGAGCGUGUGGGCCCUCUUCAUCUAUGGCACCUCCAUCCUGAUCGUGGAGCGCAUGUACCUGCGCCUGCGAGGCCGCUGUCCUCUCCUCGUGCGCUGCCUCAUCUACACUCUCUGGACCUACCUGUGGGAGUUCACCACCGGCUUCAUUCUACGCCAGUUCAAUGCCUGUCCCUGGGACUACUCCCAGUUCGACUUCGAUUUCAUGGGCCUCAUCACCCUGGAGUAUGCUGUGCCCUGGUUCUGCGGGGCCCUCAUCAUGGAGCAGUUCAUCAUCCGUAACACCCUCCGCCUGCGCUUUGACAAGGAUGCAGAGCCCGGGGAGCCUGCCAACCUGCCAGCCCUGGCCAAUGGCCACGUCAAGACCGACUGAGCAGGAAGAUUAAUGUGAGAACCUGAGGUCUCUCUUAGGAACCCAUGGACAGAGGGACCAAGCUGGAGGGGUUACCUCUUGGUCCAGCACAAGCCCUGCCCCCAACUGGGUCUUAGCCCAAUAGGGCAAACAUAACCACAUAUGGUGGGCGGUGGGAUGGUGUUGAGGAGUUGGGUGUCUAGACAACAGAAGGACUUUGGGACUCGUCCAUGGCUCUCAACCCAUCCUGGGGGCUGGGGCCUGGGCGGUGAACAAUUGGACAUCAAGGAUGACUUUGGAAGCAACAGGCCUGUCCUGGCUAAGGGAUGUGAACUCUGGGGCCACAGGUGGGAGGCAAGGUCUGAGGAGGCCUUGGCUGCUGUUGGGGCCACUGCUCCACCUGCCCCCUGGCUUCAGCUGGGCUUUGGCUGGUUCCAUUAGGCAAUAUUCAGGUGCUUGCUUGCAACCAAUACCUCCCCAGGGGCCUCCGAGCUGCAGCCUGAAAGAGACCCGGCAGCCCAUUGGCUGCUUGGUGGCACUGCUGUUGUGCAAAGGCUGGGAAAACUUCCUUUGGCUCCUCUCCCUCCCCCAGGGCCCCACGCUGCUCCCUUGGCCUUCUGGGGGGCCCCUGUGGUGCUGGAUUCCCACCAACCUUGGGCUUUUGGAGGUUUCAAUCCCCGUGUGUUGGGUGGCGUUUCCCCUCUCUCUUAUGUUCAAGACAUUUCCCACUGGCAGGCAGCCUUUCCCACUAUGUCCAUCACUGUACCCUCUCCUUCUCCCGGCUCCCUACAGAACACAGCAGCGGCUAGAGGCACGUCUCUGAAAUGGACCCCGCUUGCCUAACUGCAGCCUUCCCUCCACCUUCAUCUGGUGGCCUGUCUCCCUGGCUCAGGUGGUCUGGUGCCCCUCCCGGCAGAGGUCCCACUGAAAUCUCAUCCUGUUCCCCCGCAAUGUACAUCUAGGUUCAGAGGUUUGCCGUGCAUCCACAGUGCAGGGGGAAAACAGGCAGAGUUCUAGAUCCUGCUUGCCCAUUCUGGUUUAUUUCUAAGCCAGUUAGUCAGUAUGGCUCCCUGUGAGACAGAGGAACUGGGUGUCUGGUUGGAGACCCAUGGAGAACAAGACAGACGCAGAAGACCAUGAAAGGCUCUUUGGGAAAAGAUGAGUUCUACCGUAGCCUCAGCUCUGUAGCCAACCUUCAGGGCUGCUCCUUUGAUAGCUCCUCCUGGCCAGCCUGACCCUUUGAGCUUGUUCCUCAAACAGUAUUAACCCUGUCACGUUUGUGGGCAUUGUCAUCUUGAUCGUGCUAACUUUCUCCCAUGGUGGGUCCAUUGCUGGCAGUGGACAGGUGGAAUCCUUGAUCCAGGCUCCUUCUGAUUUUGUCCCCCACUCUUUGAAAGGACGGCACCAUCAAAGAGUGUACCGUCCUAUGCAGCCACCCUAGAGCUCUGAGGUAGAAAUCAGCCUUUUGUUUCUUUAGAUCAUUUAAAAAGUGACAGUAGCGUCUGUGCGGAGUCUCUGGACCAUGCAGACAGUACCAGGCCAGGGCCAGCAGCUGGGCUGCUUGGGCUGAGAGAAACACUUGGAGAUACAACCUUCUGUGGCACCUUUUUUCCCCAGAGUUUUCUCUGUCCAGGGUAGGAAGCAAAGUCCAGUCACCAAACACCAUUCCGUUGAGGGUGAGGACUUAUUGUAGCCCUAGUUCCAGGGCUUUAGGGGAGGGGGUAUCACAGGGAUUCAGGCUUCCAAUGUGAGUGGUUGCUUUCCAUCUACAAGUGGAGGGGACUCAUUGCCUCCAACGCCGUGCCAUCUCAGUUGCCUGAAUCCUAACGCCUCUCCAGAGCACCUCCCAUCUAUCUUCACAGCUGAAUCCAGGGGCUGGAUGAGGUGUCCCAGCAUUAAGACUCCAGUUCUCCACCAGAGAGAGCUGCUGGGUGGCUCCCAGGACUCAGAACUCCUGAUAUUGUCUUACAGGCAUUCCCUGGCACCAUUUUUUCCUCAGUGCCCUAUUAAUCCCAUGUCAGGAGGAGUUCCCAGAGUGAAUCUCCAUGCCUGGCAAAACUCAGCAUUGUGGUCUGCUUACCUAGGUCCUCUGUUGCUCCUAGGACCCUUCAUAGGCACAAAACCCCCAGCCAGGGGAGGCUACAACGUAAGGCUGGACCACAGACCUGCAGGCUCAGACCUCACUGAGCGUAGCCCAGACUCCAAUUCCUGCUUUAUCGGCUAUUUCAGGGCUCCAAAGCUUUAGUGCCCAUGGGCAUGAAGGUUGGGGCAAUCGAGCCCUUCUUGGGGAGUCUGCUAGCUGUUUAUGGAGCCUCUGAUGUUCUGAGCCCAAGGCAAGACAUCUCUGAGUUGCAGAUAGUAAGUAUACUGCCCUGCAUGGGUUGAGUUGCUUUGGGUGUCUGCUAGGCUUCCGUGCCCUGUCCCCUCCUCAUGCCAGAGAGUCACAAUGGCCUGUGCUUAUUUACAGCAAUAAUACAUAGGGAGCAUCUUUGAGUCCCUUUUGUCCUGGUCCCUCGCUCUUCGUGGUUCUCCCAGGAGGCUGCUCCACAGGUCAGAUCAUGUAAGGAUCUAUUUAUGAAGCUCUGGGCUGUGCAAAGUGUCACUGCAGGAGGCAGGUGAGAGUAAGGCCAGGGGGGUGCCUUCCACCUCGAGGCCACCUGUACCUGGAGGAGCGAUAGGCCCCAGCUUUGUCAGUGGUUAAGACUGUCUUCCAGCUGGACAGCUAUUUGAGAAAGGCACAUGACUGAUUUGUGAGCCCAUUGCCUGCUAUGUCUCUGUUCAUCUGUCUCCUCCUUUUCAUAACUGUGCACAUAAAAUAUACUGGUGUUUGUGUUCCUGGA